AUGGUGGCCUGCGAGGACGCGUGCCCCAACAUCGCGGACGUCGCCUGCCUCUUCGUGUUCGGCUGCUGGGGGCGGCUGUUGCAGCUGGGGGCGGCUGUGUUGGGCGCCUUCAUCACAGGAUACAAGACGUGCAAAGCUGGGUGCAAAUGCACUUUCAGACUGGCCAGGAUGAGCACAAGGGCAGCGUGUCGAGGUGCCAAGUGCCUCCUGCGGUUUACGAUCACCCACCUGUGCACCGCACGGCACAAGACAAGUGGCACACCAAAUGGAAACAAGGAAGAUUAUACGGAUCUCCCAACUGUGCAGUACAGCUAUGUCAUCAAGGCACUGCCAAAGCAAGAGCCACCCCAAUACAGAAACAUCCAAGGCCUUGGCAGCUCAUACCAGGCAGCCCACAUACCAAUGGGUGACAUCGAACAAAUCGGAGCAUUCAGGAUCUAUGAACACCAUCCCAGUCGAGCUGGAAUCCAAGUUGCUGGUGGCCAGGGAGCUCCAUUUGACCAUACCUCCUAUCCAGCAAGGGCAAGCCAAAAAAUGCAAGAACAUCUGGCUGGGCCAUGA
Molecule: messenger RNA, 561 nt
Organism: Ostreobium quekettii
Lineage: Eukaryota; Viridiplantae; Chlorophyta; Ulvophyceae; Bryopsidales; Ostreobiaceae
Source: the annotation of a GenBank genome assembly